Podarcis lilfordi (Lilford's wall lizard) is the source of this 6858-nucleotide messenger RNA. Lineage: Eukaryota; Metazoa; Chordata; Lepidosauria; Squamata; Lacertidae. The record is from the annotation of a GenBank genome assembly.
AUGUCGGUAGCCAGAGCCAUGCGAUGUCUUUGCUUGCCGGCGCAAUCCAAGCAACCACUAGGCCUACUGGUAACUGCUUUAAUUGCAAGCGCCCAGGCCAUUUUGCCAAGCAAUGCAGAGCCCCUGGCGGGGGGGCACACAAGGAUGAUGCUGCCUCUAAGGCUAAACCGUCUAAAAAGUGCCCGAAAUGUGGCAAAGGCUAUCAUUGGGCUAAUCAAUGCAGGAGUUCGGGAAACUCCAUUCCGGCCCCACUCUCGGGCCAGGACAAUUAGAGAGAUUUCCACCUUUAAUUUCUGCUGCUGCAAACUUUUCAAAAUAAACACACCCUCUGAAUUUGCCAUUGAUUUGAUCAAUCAGGAGACCAAAGACUCUGUUUUACCUGGUGAAAUUGUGCUUAUGCCCACUCAAUUGGCAGGCCCCCUGCCUCCUAAAGUCGCAGGUUUAAUUUUACCCAAAUUUUCUGCGGCAAAAGAAGGAAUCCAGGUUAUUCCUGGGGUUCUGGAUCCUGACUAUAUAGGCACAAUACUGGUUCAACUCUGGAGCCAUAUGCCCAUGCAAUUAAAAAAGGGUGAGUCUUGGGCGCAUUUGGUGGUGCUCCCUUCUCAUCCUACUGCUUCUAUUAUGGAUACUAAUUUGCACGAGCUCUCUUCUUUCCCUCCACAGCUGUUAGCUGUAGUCCAGCGGAUUGGUGAGAAGAAACUUCUUCGUAAGUAUAAAAUCAAUGGUAUUGUGCUGGAAGGCUUGAUUGACACAGGCGCAGACGUUUCUGUAAUUUCUAGUAGUUGCUGGGACCCCACGUGGCCCCUUGAGUCUGCCUCUGCAGUCUGGGGUGUGGGUGGCCCCAAACCUCUUCCAAAAGCGUACAGUGGCUGCCUGUUUCUCUGCCUGAUAGCUCUGAAACCAUUGCUUACAUCCAGCCCUGUGUGCUGAAAAUCCACCUCAAUCUGUGGGGAAGAGACUUGCUACAGCAAUUACAAGCUACCAUUCAAUUUAAUGAGUAAGCUUGCACUUCCCCUCAACUGGAAAUCUUCUGGUCGUGUCCUGGCUAUACAUUUAAUUACAUUCCUGCAAACAUCAGCCAUGGAACACCCUGUUGUUUAAGCCGUUUGUCCAUCAUUUUAUCGCCGCAAUAUUGAAUUAACUAAUGAUUGUGAUGAUUCAAUUUCUCUUCCCAGUAGAUCUGAAUAUAUCUCCUUAGCUGUUUCUCUCUUAGGAGUCCCUGGAUUGGCUGUACGGAAUCGUAUGAACAUUAAUUCUUUAGCUUGUUAUGCAGCAAAAACCCUGAAUUUUACUUCACAAGCUCUUCACCUUUUGAAUAAAGAACAGAGUGAACUCCACUAUGGACUUUUACAAAAUCGUGCUGCUAUCACUAUUUGCUCAUGCUUCAUCAUUAUGGCUGUGAACAAGUGAAUGACAUGUGUUGUUUCAAUAUUACUGACAAUUCUAGAGCCAUUCAAAGCCAAAUCUCUCAUUUGCAAAAUCUUACACAUCACAUUAAACAGGACGUUGGAUUUCCUGGCCUCUGGGAUUCUUUCACCCAGUGGCUUACCGCUUGGUUGCCAAACCUGAAUUGCUUCGUAAUCUCUUUCAAUAUGCUAUUUUCAUAAUUUGUAUUCUUAUUUUGCUAUGCUGUUUCCUUCAAUGCGUUCCUAGCCUCAUAAGUCUUUUCUCUCGGCUUCUCUCUCCCCCUCAACCACCCAGUAAACUCCUUGCUGCUUACUUUGCGAAAUGGCAACACCAACAGUAAACCUUAGGGGAGAUGUGGGCGGAUUUAUUUUGGGCAUGCGCUGGCAAACCACGUAUCCUGAAGUACUUUUGUCCCAUCGACCCUGGCGAGCUUAUUUCGGGCAUUCGCUGGCACACCACUAAUCCCGAAGUAUUUUUGCCUUAUCUACCUAGAACGCCUCGCAAACAAGAAAAGAAAGGGGGAGAUGAAGGGAAGUUUUCUUUCUGCAGUUUCUCUUACUGCACAUAACUGUGGCAUUGUGGGAAGUCUUACUAUGAAAUCUUGCUAUGCUUACUAUGAGAACUCUUGCUUCUUUCCUCUUGGAUUCUGGGAAGUCUCGCUUCUGCUUCUGCACAAGAGUCUGAGAAUGUUCUGAACAGUUCCCAUUGAGUUCAUGAAACAGUGUAUCCUGACCUGUUCUUAAUGCAUUGCUGACCACAUCUACGGAACGUGAUUGUUGUAUUCCUUCAUGUUAUGUUCUCUCAAUAUCAAUCUUUAGUUAUAAUUUAAUUAGGAGGUUUCAUGCCUGUCUAGUUCCAGCUCCGUUCCCAGUCUUUAAUCUACCAGUGAUUGAUGUUAUAUGUUAUUCCCGCCUUGUACCUAUGUUAACCAAUCAGCAACAAGAUGCUUUGUGUUUGUAUCAACCAAUCAGCCACAAGCACACCUGUGGCAAUGUUUGUAAUAUUCAAUAAAAGAGAGUUCCCGGGGCUUGCCCCGGGGAGACGCCUCUCCUUUGACACUCACCACUCGUCUGUCGUGAUUUCAACCCAACAUCUGGUGACCCCGACGUGUCACAGGGCACUGUUGUCAAAACCUAUUUGAAAUCCAUACGAUUAGGGGCAUUUGGGCAAGGUACGAUUAGUAUGAUGAUGAUACUCAACUGUUUGGAACAUGGUGAUACUCAACUGUUUGGAACACGGACAAGGACAUGACACUGGGGACAGGAAGAGCAUGAACUAUCGCCCCAUUCUCAACCUCAAUUAAAUACCCACAUAAUGCUGCAACUCUGUAACAAUUUAUAAUACAGUUACAUGAAUCAAUAUUUGAGCAUAUAUUAGUUGGUAUGUCUAAAUACUUAAUGAGGAACAAUCUUUGCAGUCCAGCCCAGCAGUGGUGGUGUUAGCAGCCAGUUUCCCACACCAGCCACAUGGUGGAGAAGCACUUGGCCUGCUUUGCUGCCGCAUAGGAUGCUGGGACAAAAGCAGGAACUUAUCAAUAGCCAUGCUGGGUCCCAAAAGGGUAGGUCUUAAGAGUGAAAGUGGGUUGGUGGAUUAUUGAAUACAUGCUAAAUGCCUAUGCCAAGCCUGUUCUUCUGCAAUCAAUAAAGUUGUUAACUAAUUUAAUCCAACAUUAGACUCCUUGUCUUUAUUUGCCACCUGAUUCCUCCUCCCCAAGACUUCACUGUCCCUGGGUCUGAAAUCAAGACCAGCUUCAUGAUAAUCACAGUAAGUGUGUUGAGCUUUCUGCCAUAAGAAAGGAGAAGUGAUAGGAGAGUAAUAUUAGUAGCACUUCUAUCCAAUGUAAUUAUGGAUUAUGGAGAAAGCUAGAGAGUUCCAGAAAAAAGUCUACUACUUCUUCAUUGACUACGCAAAAGCCUUUGACUGUGUUGACCACAGUAAACUAUGGCAAGUGCUUAAAGAAAUGGGAGUGCCUGAUCACUUCAUCUGUCUCCUGAGAAAUCUCUGUGUGGGAGAAGAACCUACAGUUACAACUGGAUAUGGAACAACUGAUUGGUUCAAAAUUGGGAAAGGAGUACGGCAAGGCUAUAUAUUGUCUCCCUGCUUAUUUAACUUUCGAAUUCAUCAUGUGAAAGGCUGGAAUUGAUGAAUCCCAAACUGGAAUUAAGUUUGCCGGAAGAAAUAUCAACAACCUCAGAUAUGCAGAUGACACAACUUUAAUGGCAGAAAGUGAGGAGGAAUUAAAGAACCUCUUAAUGAGGGUGAAAGAGGAGAGCACAAAAUAUGGUCUGAAGCUCAACAUCAUAAACACUAAGAUCAUGGCUACUGGGCCCAUCAUCUCCUGGCAAAUAGAAGGAGGGGAAAUGGAAGCAGUGAGAGAUUUUACUUUCUCGGGCUCCAUGAUCACUGCGGAUGGUGACAGCAGUCACGAAACUAAAAGACGCUUGAUUCUUGGGAGAAAAGCGAUGAUAAACCUAGACAGCAUCUUAAAAAGCAGAGACACCUUUCGACAAAGGUCCAUAUAGUUAAAGCUAUGGUUUUCUCAGUAGUCAUGUAUGGAAGUAAGAGGUGGACCAUAAAGAAGGUUGAUUGCCAAAGAAUUGAUGCUUUUGAAUUAUGGUGCUGGAGGAGACUCUUGAGAGUCCCAUGGACUGCAAGAAGAUCAACCCUAUCCAUUCUGAAGGAAAUCAGCCCUGAGUGCUCACUGGAAGGACAGAUCCUGAAGCUGAGACUCCAAUACUUUGGCCACCUCAUGAGAAGAGAAGACUCCCUGGAAAAGACCCUGAUGUUGGGAAAUAUUGAGGGCACAAGGAGAAGGGGAAGACAGAAGACGAGAUGGUUGAACAGUGUUCUCGAAGCUACCAGCAUGAGUUUGACCAAACUGCGGGAGGCAGUGGAAGACAGGAGUGCCUGGUGUGCUCUGGUCCAUGGGUUCACGAAGAGUUGGAUAUGAUAAAAUAACUAAACAACAACAAUCCAAUGUAUGUCAGCUUCAUCUCUUCCUCAGUUUUAGGGAAUAUGUCAUCAACUGCCAGUUUUCUCCAUAGGCCCUAUUUAUUUUACACAUCACAUUUCUCCAACUAGAUUGCACAUGUUUAAAGUAAUAUCUUGCACAGGAGAGUAUUUUGACUUAUUUGGAACCCUGUAAUUAUAUCAGAUACCUAUGAUUUAUCUUCAACUUUCUUAAGUCCCAUAUGGAUUUGUUAGGAUGACAAAUACAAUAGCAAACAGAGUCUGGAUGUUUAUAUAAAAUAUAUCUAAGCUUGCUAAAAACUAGGAUAAGGGGCUUUGGGACUGAAGAGCUAUCCCAAUCUAAUCUUUAAUGAAAGGUUGAGGAAAGUAGCUGAAGGUGGUAGAUAGAUAGAAAAGAGAAGUGUAGAUCCCAUUUUGCCCUAAGAUUUCAGGGAUGUGUUUGUGGUGGUUAUUCCUCUUUCUGUGGCUUCAUUUUCCUCCAACAGAGACAGAGGAAGACAAUAAUACGUGCAUUAUGAUUGAACCAUUCCGAUUCCCCUAUGAGUAUGAUCAAAAAGGGGACCUAAUCAUAGGACAGAUAACUUCUCAGUAUGGCUUUCUAUCUGAUGAAUUUUCUUUCCAUGAACACCCUAAAACCAGCACCAUGUAUGAACUACUGUAAGUGUGCUUUGCCCUUCAUAACUUGCAAUAGGUCAGGUUUGUACGUAAAUGCACAGUGAGGGAAUGUGACCCUUUGUACCAGUCCCUGCUGACAAGAAAACAACUCAUGCAGCAAAGUUAAAACCCUUAUUGGGUAGAAUUAGAGGGGGAGGCGAGAAAUUGAAAGGAAAAUAGAACUAUCUGGAGUUCCCAAACACUCACCCCAACUAGGUUUCUGGGUCUUCCUCAAACUAGGCAGAAAAGUGUUAGCAAUAUGCCUAAGUUCCCAAAGCAUAUUAUCAAGACAAGCUGUCUAUACAAGAUGUCCCAUUUUUUGUAGUGCAUAUUUUUACCAUAGCUCCCAUCAUGAGUCCCUGUUUGUGAAUUUUAAGUGAGCAUAAGUGAUGCUGUGUGUGCUUUCUUAGCUGCAAAAUAUUGAUGUGGAAUGUAUAUAUGUUUGUCAUUAUGUGCAUUGACUAGCUGUUAUUUUCAUCAUAUUAUAAAUGAUUUCAGCUUGUGGCAGCUUGUGCUGGGUAGAAAUUGUCACUGUAGUUGUCCGUUUUAAAUUUAUGUUUUGCUCUUGUUGGGUUCCUUGCAGCAGUCUGAGUAAGUACAAUGCAUGGCAUGACUGAAUUUUUAAAUAUGCAAACUUCCAUCCUAAUAAUAUCACCGAAUUUUCAAAGAAAAAUGCUUCAUGAAGGAAUAGAUAUCUCUCUUAUGUAAAAUAUCACAUUUUUAUUAGUGCAACACCAAAAAAUUAUCAGCACAUUGUCUCUUUGGUAUUCACUGUGAAAGAGAUAAAUGAGAAUCAAAAGAUCCUACCAAAUGUAAGCCUGGGAUUCCACAUUUAUGAUGGCUACACAAAUGCAGGGAUGACUCAUCAAAACACCAUGAAACUUCUGUCCACGUCAGAAAGGAUUGUUCCCAACUUCAAAUGUGACAAGAAAAAGAAAAUCAUAGCUGUCAUUGGAGGACUUUACUCUGAUAUUUCCCUUCACAUGGCAACUGUCUUAGGCAUCUACAAAAUUCCCCAGGUAGAGUGUAUCCUCUGGAACUUGUCUCUUGUCCUUUUUCAUUAGUGGAAAAUGAAUAAUGGACACAAAAGUAUCUGGCUUUAUUAAGCUUUUAUUUCAUAAAAAAUUUUUUUUGGGAAGAAAUAUAAAUGCCUGUUCAUUAUAUAGAUGGGGAAUAUGGACUUACACACAAUUUCAUCUUGAGGUCAGCAUACAUCCUAAGCGGGUGCUUUAUAUGUUUUAAAAAGAUGAUGCACAAGGGAUUCUUAGAUUAUUUUCACUGACUAAUUUGCUGUUUGGGUGUUUCUAAUGAGGAUACCUCAAACUAGUAUUGUGUUGAACCAUUCAUUGGAAGUAAAAAAAAAAAAAAUGUCCAGUAGCACCUUAGAGACCAACUAAGUAUGUUCUGGGUAUAAGCCUUCGUAUGCACAUUCAUUCGAAGGUUCCAGAAGGAAAGGCUGGGGUAACAAACCUGAAUAACUUGAAAUUUGAAUAAUUAGAAAUUUUCAGAUAUCCCACAAAUAUGUUCAAGAACACAAUAAAGAUGCUGGCAUCUUUAAACAAUUGAUUAGUACUUUUCAUACUCUCAGAUCUUGUGGCCCAAGAACACUUAUCUUGAUAACUCAACAAUAUUCUUUCUUUCUUUCUUUCUUUCUUUCUUUCUUUCUUUCUUUCUUUCUUUCUUUCUUCCCCCCCUCUCUCCCCCCUUCAUAUGGAUUCCAUGUCAGCAGUAAUCCAGGUUGAAUCCUUACUGUUUUGUUUAAUUUGUGUGCAUACUGGUGAAACUAACAUUCCCUCUCCUCUUUUCAGAUUGCCAACUGUGUAUUAG